AUGGCAAAUCUGGCUAAAUUGGAAUUCGCUGCCCUAGAGCUUUCUGGGGACAAUUACCUAUCAUGGGUCCUGGAUGCCAAGAUCCAUCUGCGUGCUAAUGGCCUUGGCAAAGCCAUUGAAGAUGGAAGUGAUGCAUCACCUGAGGAAAAUGCGAAGGCCAUGAUUUUCCUUCGCCGCCACAUUCAUGAAGCGCUAAAGAGCGAAUAUGUGGUGAUUGAUGAACCAUUGGUCCUGUGGAAAGCCUUGUGUGAGAGAUACAAUCAUCAGAAGAUGGUGACUCUCCCAAAAGCUAGAUAUGAAUGGACACACUUGAGAUUUCAAGACUUCAAGACAGUGUCCGAAUACAACUCAGCUAUGCACAGGAUCACCUCCCUUAUGAAAUUAUGUGGUGAAAAUAUAUCUGAGGAAGAUAUGCUCGAAAAAACUCUGAGUACAUUUCAUGCCUCAAAUGCGCUUCUGCAACAGCAAUAUAGGCAUAGUAGUUUCAUAAAGUACUCAGAACUUGUAUCUUGCCUCUUGCUAGCAGAGCAGAACAACGAGCUUUGGUUGAAAAAUCACCAAUCUCGCCCAACAGGCUCAGCACCACUUCUUGAAAUAAAUGUUGCAUCUCGGGAAGUGAAUGCCACCUCAUCUCGUGGCAGUAUCCACAAACGUUGGCGAGGAGGCAAACGUGGCCGAUGGCAAGGGAGUAGAAAAGAUCAUGGUGCUCACUCAUACAGCUUGGGGCCAAGAAACAAUCCACCCAUGAAUGGCAAAAAUGCACCCAGAAAUAAGGGAAAAACACAAACAAGCUAUGUGCGUAGAAAUGAUGAAAGAGCUUGUUACAGAUGUGGUGCAAAGGGACAUUGGAUGCGUACAUGUCGUACGCCGAGGCACUUGGUGGAUCUUUAUCAAACUUCACUUAGAAACAGAAAAGUGGAGACAAAUUAUGUUGUACCAGAUCCGCCAGCCAUAGACGGCUCAUCGAAAAUAUCGCGUCGUUUAGACAAGACGCAUCUAGAUGUUUCCGAUUUUGUUACUGAAAGGGGGAAUGAAAUUUAUGGGUCCGAACUGGAUUAA
This is a messenger RNA of Prunus avium (sweet cherry), 1059 nucleotides long. RefSeq lists its product as uncharacterized. The record is from RefSeq and is a predicted model, not a curated record. NCBI's taxonomy places the organism in Eukaryota, Viridiplantae, Streptophyta, Magnoliopsida, Rosales, Rosaceae. Gene Ontology annotation, molecular function: zinc ion binding; nucleic acid binding.